Molecule: messenger RNA, 693 nt
Organism: Aspergillus campestris IBT 28561
Lineage: Eukaryota; Fungi; Ascomycota; Eurotiomycetes; Eurotiales; Aspergillaceae
Product: glycoside hydrolase family 75 protein
Exons: 1
Molecular function (GO): chitosanase activity
Source: RefSeq, a predicted model, not a curated record
GCCCGCGAAGUCCCCCCGAAUCUCAAGGAGUUCUACAACAAGGUCCAGAGCGCAGGCGACUGUAAGGGCGAGAACCUCCUCGCAGGAGGCUUCUACGACGACGACAAGAAAGACCCAAGCUUCGGCUACUGCAACAAGUUCAUGGAGAACAAGGGCUUCUACCUCAAGGGGCCCGGCAACAAACUCGCAAACAUGGACAUCGACUGUGACGGACAAGAGAAGGACGUAAACGACCGGUGUGGUGGCGAUGAUGACACUCAGUACGAAACCCGGUACAAGGACGAGGUCAAGGAGAUGGGCAUUCCCGACCUGGACACCUACAUUCACCCCUACGUGGUACUCGGCAAUGAGCGAAAGGACGGCAAGGCGACUUUCCUACCCGAGAAGGAAGGGAUUGAGCCCUUGAGCGUGGUUGCCGUCGUCUGCAACGACCGUCUGGUGUAUGGCGUUUGGGGCGACACGAACGGUGACGACGGCGACCCGCUCGUUGGCGAGGCAAGUCUUGCUAUGGCCGACAUGUGCUUUGGGGAGAAGUACAGCGCCGACUCUGGAUACAGUGAGCAGGAUGUGCUUUAUAUCGCGUUCUCCGGAGAGGAGGCCGUGCCCGGUAAAAAUGCCGCGUGGGAUGCUAAGAGCUACGAUGAAUUCGAGCAGAGUCUCCAGGAUCUGGGUGAUACGCUUUUGUCGAAGCUG